This is a messenger RNA of Centruroides sculpturatus (bark scorpion), 405 nucleotides long. RefSeq names its product ubiquinol-cytochrome-c reductase complex assembly factor 2-like. Gene Ontology annotation, cellular component: mitochondrial matrix. Lineage: Eukaryota; Metazoa; Arthropoda; Arachnida; Scorpiones; Buthidae. Gene Ontology annotation, biological process: mitochondrial respiratory chain complex III assembly. The coding region runs from base 1 to 405 and encodes 134 amino acids. The record is from RefSeq and is a predicted model, not a curated record. The transcript has a single exon.
AUGAUCGAUCUUAGGACAGUUACCAUCUACGAACAUCAGGUGGCGCAGAGUCGCAAGAUGGCGUCCACCUACAGUAAGUACAUGAGAUUGUGUAAAGAGUGGAGGAUAGACGAUACGAAAACUGGAAGAGAUUUGGGACAGUUUAUUAAAAAAGAGGUUCUUCAAUUCUUCCGUCAAGGAGAAGGUACUAAAAUUAAAGACGAAAAGGAGUGUGAAAGAUAUUAUCAAAGCUUACACCGUAUAAUGAGGAACGAAUAUGGACAGAAAUAUAAAUUGAAUCGGUUAUAUUCUGCUACUGGCUUAACUCAUAACGAAUGUAAACAAAUUUUGUCUACGGAAUAUUUAACAGAAUUUAAGGAUAAAAAAUUUGGACUCAAAGAUAGGAUUCUUAGUAAGUUCUCCUAG